AUUUUUUGUUCUGUCUAUUACACUUGACACCUUUAUAAACGCAACUAUCACACUUGUUUAAAAUGGUUUCUCCUACUCCUACCAUUACUCCUCCCAAAUCGGGUGCCUCUGCUACUUUUAGUGCUACCGUUGCCCCUGGCACUUUAGCUAUCAACUCCUCCUCUACCGUCAGGAUUAUGAACCUCGACAACGAAUUUGACCCUAACGGUAAUAAUUUUAAGUCAUUCUUCAAUGGAACCGCUUCUGCAGCACACGAUCGUAACGCGUUUGAGAAAUACGCUGAUCGGGCACUGACCAGAAACAGUGAGAUUCAGUUGAAGCUUGCAAUCCUAUACGAGAAAGAAUCGACCAUCAUGGAUGUCCUGCCUACAUCUAUUGAUGAUUCAAACCUCAGGGAUCUGCAUCUUACCACUAUUAGACAUGAUAUUGCCCAUUGGAAUGCUCAAAUUGUUACCAACAAUGAGAUGUACACUUCCUACAAGCAGACGUCUGUCAAGUUGAUCACCAUCUUGGCUCAGAUAAUAAAAUUGGAUGAUGCCAAAAGCGUUUCUGAAAAGAAACAAAAGGAUCACUCUGAUAUUCCUGCCAUGGAAAUCCCGGUUUUCGUUGUCAAGUAUUCUGACUUCGACAGUAAUCCCGACGUUCGCAAUCCUGAGGAUUAUUCAUUGAAGUCUUUCAUUUGUAAAUUUGAAAGGGUGUAUAAUUAUUACGGUGUGGAUGUGGAACUCCACUGGCUCUUUCAUCUUGAGGCUAGUUUUGAGAAUAACGAUCUUUAUAAGAACUGGUUUCGCCAAAACUUUAAAUCUGGGUUGAAAAACAAGAAAAAGUCUUGGUCUGAUGCGAAGAAAAUCAUGGAACACCGUUUCGAUCCCUCUGCACGUUUGGGUUUAGUUAAAACGAACGUGAUGCUGCGUGGUUUAAAGCAGUAUCCACAUGAAAAACUAGCUCAGUUCAUGGAUCGUUACGGUGCUUGCGUUUGUGCCGCUAAGGUUCAAACUCAAGGACAUUUCUUUCUUACUGUUGCCUUUUUAAUGUCUCUUUAUACGAAUAAGUUUCAAGAGAAAGUAAAAGAAAGUAUGCACGAGUAUAUGAACUUAAACCCAUUGAGUCUUAAUUUUGUCAUGCCUAGUAAGCAUGCUAACCUUGGUGACAUCCAAUUUUUCGAAUAUUACAGCAACUUCGGUCGUGUGUAUGAAGCACUUAAUCAUUUCCUCGGUGAGUUGGAAGUAUCUUUAAAGGAGAUCCAAUUAAUUGUUAAUGGAAAGCCUCCUGUUACCAACACCAAUCCUUUCGGUACCAAUAUUUCCAACAAGAAGAACGUUCAUAAGAAAAGAAAACUUGAAGUUACACUUGCUGAUGUUGCUACCAAUGCCUCAAGCGCCGUUAACCUUGAGAGAAUGUAUGACCGCACCCACGCAUCGUCCGAUGAAGAUUGUCGUUUAGCUCCUCAGAUUGGAAAGUGUCUUUCUUGCCGCAUCGCCAGAUUCUCCGAGAAUAUUUAACAAACUAACAAUAAAGAAAUAAAGAGUUCUUAUUCCGUCUAGAACACUAUACACUUU
Mucor mucedo is the source of this 1559-nucleotide messenger RNA. RefSeq lists its product as uncharacterized. Bases 63 to 1502 code for a protein of 479 amino acids. NCBI's taxonomy places the organism in Eukaryota, Fungi, Mucoromycota, Mucoromycetes, Mucorales, Mucoraceae. The transcript has a single exon. The record is from RefSeq and is a predicted model, not a curated record.